This is a messenger RNA of Ostrinia nubilalis (European corn borer), 3048 nucleotides long. RefSeq names its product regulator of G-protein signaling 9. The transcript is spliced from 17 exons. The record is from RefSeq and is a predicted model, not a curated record. The coding region runs from base 32 to 2884 and encodes 950 amino acids. NCBI's taxonomy places the organism in Eukaryota, Metazoa, Arthropoda, Insecta, Lepidoptera, Crambidae. Gene Ontology annotation, cellular component: plasma membrane; neuron projection; cytoplasm. Gene Ontology annotation, biological process: intracellular signal transduction; G protein-coupled receptor signaling pathway; regulation of G protein-coupled receptor signaling pathway. Gene Ontology annotation, molecular function: GTPase activator activity.
AACACAUAGGACGAGAUAAACCGCGUAGGAUAUGUCAUCGAUAGAUGAAUUCGUGCACUCUUCCGCAUGGCUUAUCAAGGUGUCGGGGGCGCAGCGCGGGCGCGAGCGGCAUGCGGCCCUGGCAGCAGACACCCAUGGAGGUCGGCUAGCGGCGCGCGCGCAGCCCCCGCGCCCGCAACCCCCGCCCCGCCCCGCAGACAACAUGGAACUCGCCGACGUGCCUCGACACCGACCCCUGGCCUUCGAUAAGAUGGAAAGUUUGAUAAAAGAAAUGCAAGAUCCAGAAACGGGUGUACCAGUACGAAGUCAAAAACUUUUUCUUAGUGUCAUACCGUCUGCUUUUAUGGGUUAUGAUCUUGUCGAAUGGCUAAUGGAACGGUUUAAUCUCGAUGAAACAAGCAACGGUGAGUGUUUUAUAAGCGGCGUUGGAGCUUGGAUAUUCUCUCGGCGGCGAAACCCAGUAGAGUCUAGCCAUAGCGAGUUCCCACAAGCGUUGAUAUUUGAAGCAAUAAACUUAGCCAAUCAACUCUGCCAAUAUGGUUACUUCUUCCCCGUCAACGAUUUGAAAAACCUUGUGUUAAAAGAUGACUCAUCUCUUUAUAGAUUUCAAAGUCCAUACUACUGGCCAUGGCAAGCGCCUCGGGUGGCCGGCAGUGGAUCCAGUGCCCCAACCCUGGGCCCCGACAACGUGGAAUAUGCCAUAUACCUGGUCAAACGCACACUACGGAACAAGCAACGCCACGGGCUCGAGGAGUACGAGCAGGAGACGCUCGCCAACCUCAAGAAGAAUCUCGCCGCUAAAUGGGACUUUAUCACCAUGCAAGCUGAGGAACAGGUGCGUCUGGCGAAAGAGCGCAAAAAGGGCGAUAAGAUAGUGUCGGACAGCCAAGAGCGAGCGUACUGGCGAGUAGCCCGUCCUCCACCAGGGGUCGCUAGUGCGCUCGAGCCGUGCCCUGUGCCGGUGCGCGUGCGCCAUCCGCGACCGAAGCGCCGCACCAUCCACCACCUGACCAGAGAGAUCGAACAUCUAAAAGUGAGCCUGGACCGCACGCGAGUGAAGACUUCAAUUGCCCUAGAGGCCCUCGUGGCCUACUCGGAGACCUUCGCUCCCUACGAUCCCUGGCUCACCCCGCCGCAGCCCUCCAACCCUUGGGUUAGCGACGACACCCUCUUUUGGCAAAUUAACAGCCCUCUAGUGGAAGUUCCGAGUGAAAAACGCGUGCAGCGAUGGGCGCUAUCCAUCGAGGAGCUGGUGUCAGACCCCACGGGUCUGCAAGAGUUCACCAGCUUCCUCCGCAAGGAGUAUUCGCACGAGAACAUCCGCUUCUGGCUGGCAGUUAUGGACUUACGACGAAGCAGCACCAAGCAAAUACCCAAGAAACUUGAGGAAAUCUACGAAGAGUUCCUGAAGCCCGGCGCGCCUUGCGAAAUCAACAUCGAUGGCGCGACGGCGGAACGCGUGAACGAGGGCCUACGUUCAGGCUCGCGAUAUGCCCUCGAUCACGCCGCGGACCACGUGUAUGGACUGCUAUUAAAGAAGGACUGCUACCCACGAUUCGUGCGCUCCGACCACUUUCAGCGACUUCUGACUGAGGGUCGGAACGUGCACCAAAAGAAAGCCAAGUUCUUCAACUUCGGCGGGCAAGUGAAGAAGAAGCCGGGCUCGACGAGCGGCUCGGGCAGCGGCUCUGCGCUGACGCGGCGCCGUGGCUCCGACCGCUCGCUGUCGGGCUCUGCGCACGAGUUGGCUGUGUGUGCGGCACAGCCACCACGCGCGCCCGAACCGCCACCUCAUAGCCAUUCGCAGUCCAAUCUCGCUGACAUACCCUUUAGGGAUCCUCUCGACGACGACACGGCGGACGUUCUGCCGUGGGAGAGUUCGUCCCGGGAGGGUAUGUGCAGCGUGCCUGGGCGGCGAAGGCAGGACUCCACUGCUGACUCUGGCAGCUCAUCGUCUGACGUCAGCGCUGCUGUCGCGGUGGCAGAAAGGACGCGGCGUUUACCGCAGCAGAGCACGUUAGACGGAGGUCUCCGAGGCGCGCCGCCACCGCUCCGGCGGCUGUCGGCUGUAGAACCGCGCCACCUCGCGCCGCUGGGGUCGCCGCCGCACGAACCGAAGCCAAUAGAGCGACCACGGCCGGCGCCGCCGCCCGCGUGCGCGGCGGUAGCGGUGGCGCACCCCACGCCGACCAUCAGCGUGAGCUCGGCGCCCGACGACGAGUCCGCGGGCUCGGGCGCCGCGUCGCCCGACGAGCCGCGCUCGCAGCCCGCCUCCGACGACCCGCCCUCGGUGUUCGCCUCCGCCGACGCCACGCCCACCGACCCCUCGCGCUCCCUCCACGACCGAACCGAACCGCGAGUGGAAGUGACCGUGGACAGUGCGAGUGAACUCUUGAUAGGACAAACCACGAGUCCGGCCUCAAGUAAAGAUAGUCAAAUCGCCGAUCUUCCAUGCCCCGCCGCGGAGUCGAGCGAGGCCUCGGAGCCGCCGGAGCCGCCGCCGGCCGCCGCGCCGCCGGUCGCCGGGCCGCCGGUCGCCGGGCCGCCGGCCGCCGCGCCGCCGGCCGCCGCGCCGCCGGCCGCGCCGGUCGCGCCGCUCGCCGUCUGCGAGGACAUCGGCGUCGACGACGACAACGUAGACAAAGUGCCUUCGGCGCCCAUGCAGCGGGUCUCGGCUCCCGAGGCGGCAUCCGAGUCGGACGCGAGAAAUAUUGCUCACAAAGACGAACUGUCGUCGGUCUCUGAAUCAAAUAUUGUUAAGCGUGAUAAUAAAAGCGUCAUCGGCGAGCGUAAGCGGAACGACAUAUGUCCGUGGGAGGACGAGAAUUCCUGUGAGAGUGAUGCUCCAUUUGUUAAAACUUAUGCAACGCUGGGUUAUUUAUAAUUUUUGUAGACGAAUAUCAAUAAUAUUUUAUGAUGUCAGGGUUAUAGAAAGAAUAAUAUUUAAUUUUUUAUCUUAGACUCUUUGUUUUUAAUUAUCACAGAGUUAGGCCAUUAUUAUGUAAUUAUAUGAAUAUUUUAAAGUAAAUGAUCGUUAAUUAUUAGAAA